AUGACAAACUCCCUUCCAUACAAAAUUGAAAAACCAUUCAAGGUAGCAAUCAUCGGUUCAGGUAACUGGGGAACUGCAGUUGCCAAAUUGGUUGCUGAAAACACUGCUGAAAAGCCGGAAAUUUUUGAAAAAGAUGUUCAAAUGUGGGUUUUCCAAGAAGAUAUCGAUGGCAGAAAGUUGACCGAUAUAAUAAAUCAAGAUCACGAAAAUGUCAAGUACUUGCCAGGAAUCCAAUUGCCAACCAAUUUGAUUGCCAAUCCCGAUGUCGUUGAUACUGUUAAGGAUGCUGAUUUGUUGGUGUUUAACAUUCCACAUCAAUUCCUUGGUAGAGUCAACAAGCAAUUGAAAGGUCAUGUAAAACCAACUGCUAGAGCCAUUUCAUGUUUGAAAGGUUUGGAAGUUGACCCAGAAGGUUGCAAAUUGCUUUCUACGUCGGUGACCGAUGACUUGGGUAUCUAUUGCGGUGUCUUGUCCGGUGCCAACAUUGCAACCGAAGUUGCUAAAGGUAAGUGGUCAGAAACAUCCGUCGCUUACACUAUUCCUAAAGAUUUCAGAGGUGAAGGUAAAGAUGUUGAUGAAUACGUGUUGAAGGAAGUUUUCCACAGACCAUACUUUCAUGUCAGAGUCAUACAGGAUGUUGUCGGUGCUUCAAUUGCCGGUGCAUUGAAGAAUGUCGUUGCUUGUGCUGUCGGUUUUGUCAUUGGUGCUGGUUGGGGUGACAAUGCCAAAGCAGCAAUCAUGAGAAUUGGAAUUAGAGAAAUCAUCCAUUUUGCCUCUUAUUGGCAAAAAUUUGGUAUCAAAGGUUUGGCCCCACCAAACCCAUCUACUUUUACCGAAGAGAGUGCGGGUGUUGCCGAUUUGAUAACAACUUGUGCUGGUGGUAGAAAUGUGAAGGUUGCCAGGUACAUGAUUGAACACAAUGUUGACGCAUGGGAAGCAGAAAAGAUUGUCUUGAAAGGACAAAGCUCGCAAGGUAUUAUCACUGCCAAAGAAGUUCACGAAUUGUUGGAACAUUUCAAAUUGCAAGAUGAAUUCCCAUUGCUCGAAGCUACGUAUAAGAUCAUUUACGAAGGUGGCAAAGUAGAUGACUACCCAGGUAUUUUAAACAGUGAUUAG
This is a messenger RNA of Lodderomyces theae, 1116 nucleotides long. RefSeq names its product Gpd2p (gene GPD2). Gene Ontology annotation, molecular function: NAD binding; glycerol-3-phosphate dehydrogenase [NAD(P)+] activity; protein homodimerization activity. The record is from RefSeq and is a predicted model, not a curated record. Gene Ontology annotation, cellular component: cytosol; glycerol-3-phosphate dehydrogenase (FAD) complex; nucleus. Lineage: Eukaryota; Fungi; Ascomycota; Pichiomycetes; Serinales; Debaryomycetaceae. Gene Ontology annotation, biological process: carbohydrate metabolic process; glycerol-3-phosphate catabolic process. The transcript has a single exon. The coding region runs from base 1 to 1116 and encodes 371 amino acids.